AUGAGACAAUCAACUGAUUUAAUUUUACUAUGGGAAGAGGAAAAGAGCAGGGUAACACUUGUGGUCGCGGUGCUUGUAGGAAAUGGACUCAGUGUUCUCUUUACUGCGGCUAGGCUUAUGGAGUUGUAUAACAAGGUAGGACUCAGAAUAUUGAUACUAGAGACAAAUUCAUUAGACACAUUCCAAGUAGGUCCAUUACCUUAUUGUCUUACUUCAAUCCCAUAUAUACCAUCCAGUUUAUUACAAGAUGCAGCUAUCAAUAAUACGGAAUCUUCCAUUAUGUUUUUAAUGACCAUUCAUAGAGCUUCCAAGAGAUCAAUACCCAAGGCAAUGAACAAACCAGUAUCUAAUGAGUCAUUGAUUGUACGACCAUGUACACAUCCAACAAAUUCAAUAUCAUAUAAUCCACAAUUAUAUAUCAAUUAUUUAAGACACAGACUUUUGAAUUUCAAAAAUAUAAGUUUUGCUAAAUUGGCAAAUAAAUGGGAUUUAGAAAAAAUUAUAGAUCAACUACCUAAAGAUAUACCAAAUUUAAUCUUCACAUUAGAAAAUGAAUCAGUUGUCAAAUUAAAUGAUUUAUCAUUAUCUUCAGUUCAUUGGGAUGGUAUUGCAAAUUGGAAAAUGCCAGAAUAUGCACAUUGGAUAAAGAAACACAAAAAUUCAAAUUGUAAAGUUAAUCAAAUCAUCAUUAAAGGGAAUCCAAUUUUCCAAAUCAUUUCAAAUCAUAAUUCGUUUGAUUUAUGUGGUGCUAUUUCAGGAUCAGAAAUUAUAACUGGUAUAAUAGAUCAACAUAUCAUUAAUAGUAAAUUAAGAUGGCCAAGAUUAUAA
This is a messenger RNA of Hansenula ciferrii, 828 nucleotides long. RefSeq lists its product as uncharacterized. The record is from RefSeq and is a predicted model, not a curated record. NCBI's taxonomy places the organism in Eukaryota, Fungi, Ascomycota, Saccharomycetes, Phaffomycetales, Wickerhamomycetaceae. The transcript is spliced from 2 exons. The coding region runs from base 1 to 828 and encodes 275 amino acids.